Messenger RNA from Meleagris gallopavo (turkey), 467 nucleotides. The record is from RefSeq and is a predicted model, not a curated record. NCBI's taxonomy places the organism in Eukaryota, Metazoa, Chordata, Aves, Galliformes, Phasianidae.
CCCAAUUCAAACUCUUCUGACACUUGACACUCCUUCCUCAGCCCACCAUGGAGUUCUUGGGAUGGCCCACAGUCCUCUUGCUGGUCUGCAUCUCAUGCCUUCUCAUUGCUGCAUGGAGAAGUACAUCACAAAGAGGGAAGGAGCCUCCUGGUCCCACACCAAUCCCCAUAAUUGGAAAUGCUUUUCAGCUGAACCCAUGGGACUUGAUGGAGAGCUUUAAGGAGCUCAGCAAAAAGUACGGCCCUAUCUUCACAAUACAUUUAGGCCCCAAAAAGGUUGUGGUGCUCUAUGGCUACGACGUUGUGAAAGAAGCCCUAAUUGAUAAUGGAGAAGCCUUCAGUGGGAGAGGAGUACUGCCUAUGAUUGAAAAACUCUUCAAAGGCAUAGGUACGUCCCAGGUAACACUGCCAUACAGAACUGAUCAUGUCAUUGGUACAGGAAUCCACCCGUAAGGGCAGUGGUGUAGU